Molecule: messenger RNA, 1414 nt
Organism: Populus nigra (black poplar)
Lineage: Eukaryota; Viridiplantae; Streptophyta; Magnoliopsida; Malpighiales; Salicaceae
Exons: 2
Coding region: 271-1248 (325 amino acids)
Source: RefSeq, a predicted model, not a curated record
ACAAGACAUCUCCAUCAUAUUCUAGACACAACACCAAAGCCAAAGCAAUCAAAACCUUAAUAGCUCUCGUCUUCCUUGUCAGUUCCUGCCUUAAAAUUUGUUACUUUCAGAAAAAUUAAACUAAGGUACAGAUUCUUGGCUUCUUCUUUUAUGUUUCUUUUGUGUGUGUGUGUGUAAUUCCACGUAUCAACCUGAAACCUCUAGCAGGAAAUUUGAGCUUAAGCGAGAAAGGGUCUGCAUUUCAAUUUCAAAUUUUCACAGAAUCCUGAGAUGGAAGAUUCAUCUGAACCUGUCAUUUCUGCUGCUGGGGUGCAUGAAAAGGUUGUGAAGGAGGAAAUCCAUCUUAAAGUCAAGAGCAUGGAUAAAGAACCAAAUGACGAGAAGGGAGCUGAGGUGAAGGCCAAAUCGGUAGAAAAGGAAAAGCCAAAGGAGAAGGAGCAGCAUAAAGAGAAAGACAAGGAGAAAUCAGAGAAAAAUAAGAAGAAGGAUGUAGAUGAGGGGGGGGAGAAGAAAAGGAAAGAUAAGAAGAAGGGUGAAGAGCAGGAGAAGAAAACGAAAGAGAAGGACAAAGAGAAGGAGAAGAAAGGACAGGAAGGAGAGGAUAGUGUUGGUAAAGAGUCAAAGGUGGACAAGGAAGCUGGAGAGGCUAAGAAAGAGAAAAAGAAUAAGAAAGACAAGGAAAAAAAUAAGAAGAAAGAUGAUGAGGCUUUAGGAUAUGACAAGGAGGAUAAGAAGAACAAUAAAGAAGAGAAGAAGAUAAAAGAUCAUGGGGUUUCAAGGGAUGAACAGGAUGAUAAGAAAGAAGAGAAGAAAAAGAAAGAUAAAAAAGAGAAGAAGAAAGACGAGGAUAAAGAUUUGAAGGAUACAAAAAAAGCAAUUGAGGAGUACAAAGAUCAAGGUUUGCGUGUUGAGGAUGAGGAUAAGAAAAGUGAAGGGGAGGAAGAGAAGAAGAAAGGAAAAGAGAAGAAGGUCAAAGAUAAAGGGAAGAAGAUCGAUGAAGAAUCUAAGGAAGAAACAAAAAAAGGCAACGAUGGUAAAGAGGACAAAAAAGAGGGGGAAGUGAAGGAAAAGAAAAAAGAAAAGAAGAGCAAAGAUGAAAUUAAAGGGGACAAUGACUAUAAAAAUGAGGGGAAAGAAGAAAACAAGAAGGAUAAGGAGAAGAAAGAGAAAAAGCACAAGGAUGGAGGAGACGAUGACAUAAAAGAUGGAGAAGAAGAGAAGAAGAAGAGCAAAAAGAAAAAGGACUAGGAAGAGAGAGUAGAAAGUAUUGGUAAAUAUGCUCUGUUAAUAAUAAAUAAAUAUUAAAGAUAAAGAAAGUCUUUAUUAAUAAUAAAUAUGUUUUAUAUGAAUAAAAUCAAAGUUACGUGUAAUUAACUGAUUGACUAUAUUAAUUGGAGUUGUUGAGAUUGAUGUA